Molecule: messenger RNA, 4009 nt
Organism: Durusdinium trenchii
Lineage: Eukaryota; Dinophyceae; Suessiales; Symbiodiniaceae
Source: the annotation of a GenBank genome assembly
GAAAGCACCUUGACCGCGAGCUUUAUUCGCCAUGUGUGCAGCAUGGGUCAGUGGAGCUACUUCGCUACCACCCAAACUGCAACAGCAGUAGAGAGUGUGCUUGGACCUGUGGCAUUGACCCAACCUGAUGAGGAGGAGCUGGUUGUUGCACGCGGGACGUCUCUUGACAUUUUCCGUUGUGAAGAGCAUCGCUUGGUGCACAUUUGCAGUGGCUGCACCAAUGAGACUGUAUGCUGCUUGCUAAAAGCUUCAUCUGCGAGAAGUGGCUACAACUUGCUGGUCCUCAUCACUGUUUCGUUGCAAGUUCUUGUCACGCGUUUCGACAAUGAUGCCAAAGUUAUGCAGUUGUUGGGCGCGGCAGAUGCUGGCAGCAUGGUCCAGGAUGCAACCGCUCACCCCGCAGCAUGCAGUGUGUCAGCACAAGGAUGGCGCAUUGCAGUGUAUCUGUACAGUAGCAUCCUUGCGAUCCUGGAUCUCACAGGCCUUGAAGCAGCAUUUGACCAUGGCGGAGUAGUUGAUUUGAAGUCCGCCAACAAGAUGUUCUAUGUUGAUAUGAGCGAGCAGAUCGCAUGUUUGGACUUCUUGCUCUCAGAUGAAGAUUCGGAUGGUCCCAGUGAACGUGCAACCCUGGUUGCUUUGCAUGCGCGAGAGGAUAGCUACGGUGGUUGGGAGGACGGGCCGAAGGUGCUUUGCAUCCAUUGCAUCGACCUCCACAAAAAGAGCUCCAAGGCAGCAGCCAAGCCAGAGCUUCCAUUUGCUCGGGGCCUUGCGAAUGUGCCUGGCAGGCAGUACGUCGACGCAACCCUAAUGGCAUGUGUUCCACCAAACACAGCGGGUGAGUGGGCAGCACAAGGCGCUGUCCUUGUUGUGGGCGCUGGCUUUGUGCGCCUCUAUGACCCCAAGCUGCAGCCCUUGAGCUCCCUGCGCGGAAUACAGGCACCGUUGGUUCUGGUGAAGGCCAAUGCCUGUGGCAACCGAUGGCUCAUAAGCGGUUCCUCAGGAGAUUUGCACCUGUUGCGGCUGGAGGGCACUCGGAGUCCUGAGCUCAUCGUUCAGUGCCUGGGCAUCAGCGCACCGGCGUCCGGGAUUGGCACUUGGAAGUAUGGCGAGUAUGCCUUCAUUGGGUCUCGGGUCACCGAUUCUGAAGUGCUUCAUCUGUGGGAGCCCAAGGCAGAGGCACCAGCGACAACGAGCACCACAGGGCAGCCGAGACCGACCUUGGCAGAUGCCUUCGAGGUCACCGACCGCUGGACAAACCUCGGGCCUAUCACUGACUUUUGCACCAAGGAGGAUACCGACGGCCUGACUAACCAAAUCAUCACGUGCAGUGGCGCCGGUGAGAAGAGUGGCUCUUUGCGUUUCAUCGAGAUGGGCAUUCCCGUUGAAGAGUUGGGAAGUUCAGAAGGCUUCGGCAACGUGCUUGGCAUGUGGGCACUGGGUUCGCACUUCCUGGUGCUCACCCGCUCCAAUAGUACUGAAGUCCUACGUAUUUCAGAAUGUCAGAGUGGCGAUGGAGAUUUCUCCCUGGAAGUUUGGGCGAAGACAGCUGGCCUCCAAUUAGAGGAGGAGACUCUGCUUUGUUGCGGUGUUUGCGACAGAGUCGUGAUACAAGUGACCCAAUCUGGUGUGUGGGCUAUGAACUCAGAGAACCUCGCGCCGGUUUCUGAGUGGACAGCCGGCGCGCCUUUCCUGACAGCUUCCGAGAUGAGAGGUGGACAAGGUGUGAUGCUUGCAACGCAGAAAGGAGAUGUCUAUGCCAUAGAUUUCCAAGAAGGCUCACAGCGCCUGAUCAGUGCGGGGGAAUGGCAACUGCGAAGUGAACCUAGCUGCUUGGCAGCUACAACACCAUGGUGUGCUGCCGGGCUUUGGAGUGAUGAGCUUGUCAUUUGGGAACGCAAGAAGGACUUUUGGCAGUCCCUGACCUUGCCAACUCUUCCCCGGUCCUUGGCAUUUCUUCGGUUCUCGGCAGCCCAUGAGCCAGAGCUUAGGCUAUUCGCGGGACUUUGCGAUGGACGUGUGUCGGUUGUAACGGUGGACGGUGCAUGGAGACUGCAGCAUACUGUUGCAGUUGGAUUGCAGCCUGUGCAGCUGCUGCCUUUUCCUGGUGCUGCAGAUGUGGAGACUGACAUGGGACCCAAGCUACCAUGGGGUCAACCCUGCGAAGGUGCACAGGAGCAAGACCGUUUGCUUGCUAUCAGCGGAAAGGGUAGCAUACUGCAGGCUCAAUCCCAGCGUGUCCUCCGCUGGCAGAUAUGCCUUCCAAGCAUGUCUCAUGCUGCCUUUUUCUCUCACGGCUUUGGCUGCAUCCAACACUGUAUGGCUUUUAUUAGUCAUGAGCGGUUGCUGCUCGCACUGCUGCGGCUUGGUCAGCGAAUAGAUGUGCGAACUGUCCCGCUGCCGCAGGCACCCCGCAGGAUUUGCUACCAUACUGGGAGCCGAAUCUGCGUGGUUGGUUGCUCCGACCUGCCCUCCAUAUCCACUCCAGACAUGCCGAGAACCAGAUCCAGAGCCAACGUGCAAUUUGUCCACUCCGAAACCACAGACUUGCUGGGCACAAUGACCUUAGGGCAGGAUGAGAUGGUGGCAUCGGUCGUUGCAGUGACAUUUGCCGGGGACUGUACUGAAUACAUAGCAGUUGGUACAGCGAUCGUGUUGGACAACGAGCCAGAGCCCUCACGGGGGCAGGUUCUGUUGCUAGCGCUUCGGGGCGAUACCUCUGUACAGACUGCCAAGUGCGGUUUGGACGAGGAGCCACCCUUCCGGCUGGUGUGCACCUUGGAGGUGCCUGGUGCUGUCUACACGCUUGUGGCCUUUCAACAAAUGCUGUUGGGUGCAGUGAACAACCGACUGCAGCUUUGGAAUUUAAAAAGCGGGCAGCUGGUCGAGGUGUGCAGAUACAGCGCGGGCGUCAUUGUUUUGGAUGUCCAAGUCAUGGGUUCCCACAUCCUGGUCGGCGACAUUAUGCGCUCCGUGAAUCUGUUCCGCUUCGAGGACUCAUCUUUGAAAAUGGUCGCGUAUGAUGAGAUCUCGGCCUGGUCAACAUCUGUGGACAUGCUGUCUGACAACCACUUCCUGUGUGCAGAUGAUGGCGGCAAUUUGCUGGCACUCUCGAGGGGCGAGCUGACGGCCUCCGUGGGAGAUGUGAGAAUACUGGAAAGAGUUGGGCGGAUCCACACCGGUGAGUUCAUGAAUCGAUUUCGCCCGGGAUUCUUUGCCUUGCGAGUAAACGAGCCGCGGGUCAAGACCACAAUUUGGGCCAGUGCAUCUGGUGCCUUUGGAGUUAUUGUGCCAGUGAAUUGCGAGAAGACCUUCAUGCGACUGUUGAUGCUGCAGGACUGCAUCAGACGCGAGCUUGUACCAAUGUUGACCCACAGCACGUUGAGAGACACUCUGCAGUGCAGACCCGCAUUGUGUGCAAAAGAUUGUCAACUGUUUUUUUAAAAGCUCGCUCCCCCCCUCCCUACUCAAUUAAGUAGGCGCGUACUUCAUUAAGUAAGCUAGUACCUUACUUCAGCUACUAGCAUGGACACAGGAUAGAUCACACUUCUUCAAGGAAGCUCCCCCUAGAAGCGCUCCCACUAUAAAUCUAGGGAAACUUAAGUUCCCCAUACUGUGUCAUUGUACAAGUAUACACUUUACACUUUGCCAAGUACUUUGCCAUUUUUGCCAACGUAUGUUGACAUAUGCUUCAUACAGUAAGUACUGUGUACAGUGUAGCGACCAUGUUUGAGGCCUUUUGCUUCACUGUGACUCAGGGUGGCACUGAAUAUGGAGGCUUUCUCAAUGGCGACCUUUUGGAGCGUUUCCUCGACAUACCAGAGGGAAAGCAAAAGGUCUUGGCAUUGGAAGUCGCAGACGCAGGCUUGACUACCAGUGAAAAUCCAGUCCUGGAACUCAUCCAAGAUGUGGAGGGACUCUCUCAGAUGUAUUGAUUGUCAUGAGUCAUGAUUGUUCGUGAAAGUCAGCCAAAGUCUCGCUGACUUUGAUGAUGCAAUUAUGUGACAUAAAA